UUCAGUCCAUUGUAUGUGAGAGAGACCUGAGCUGAGCGAGAGUGAACAGAGAGAAUAGGCAGGCUUGGAUUCUAACAGACUGAACUGGGAACACGGACACUCACAGGAAUACUCCACCGCCUCCUCGGAACAAAUGUUUUGAAAGGAUAAACUCUUUAAAAGUUUGAAGACCCUCUCUGUGUGUGUGUGUGUGUGUGUGUGUGUGUGUGUGUGUGUGUGUGUGUGUGUGUGUGUGUGUGUGUGUGUGUGUGUGUGUGUGUGUGUGUGUGUGUGUGUGUGUGUUUGGGAUGAAGCGCCUGUGGGACAAACACUUUCCGUUGCUCAUCCUCCUCUAUCUGGUUGGAGACGUCACCUCACAGGUUAACCCAGGUGUGUGUCGGUACCCUCUGGGGAUGUCAGGAGGGCAGAUUCAGGACGAAGACAUCUCAGCCUCCAGUCAGUGGUCUGAGUCGACUGCUGCUAGAUACGGCAGGUUGGACUUUGAGGAGGGUGAUGGCGCGUGGUGUCCAGAGAGAAUGGUGGAACCAGACAGCCUGAAGGAGUUCCUCCAGGUAGACCUGCGCUCCCUCCACUUCAUCACCCUGGUGGGCACCCAGGGCCGCCACGCAGGGGGCAUCGGCAACGAGUUUGCCCAGAUGUACAAGAUCAAAUACAGCCGUGACGGCAGCCGCUGGAUCUCCUGGAGGAACAGGCAAGGCAACCAGGUCAUUGAGGGGAACAGGAAUGCAUAUGACAUCAUGCUGAAGGACCUGGAGCCUCCGAUCAUCGCCCGCUUCGUGAGGUUCAUGCCCGUCUCAGACCACUCUAUGAACGUCUGCAUGAGGGUGGAGCUCUACGGCUGUGAAUGGCUCGACGGUUUGGUGUCCUACAACGCUCCAGCAGGAGAACAGAUGAGUCUAGAGGGCCAGCCUGUCCACUUCAACGACUCGGUGUACGACGGAGCCGUCAUCUACAGUAUGACGGAGGGCCUGGGCCAGCUGACUGAUGGGAUGUGUGGUUUAGAUGACUUCACCCACAGCCACGUCUACAAUGUGUGGCCUGGCUACGACUACGUAGGUUGGACCAACGAGAGCUUCCCCAACGGAUACGUGGAGAUCAUGUUCGAGUUCGACCGCACACGCAACUUCACCACCAUGAAGGUGCACUGUAACAACAUGUUCAUGCGGCAUAUCAAGGCAUUCCGCCAGGUUGUGUGUUACUUCCGUUCCGAGGCUGACUGGGAGGCCACGCCCCUUUCCUUCAGCCCUGUGGUGGACGACGUCAAUCCCAGCGCCCGAUUCAUCACUGUCUCUCUGGCCAAUCACAUGGCCAGUGCUAUGAAGUGCCAUUUCUACUUCGCUGACGCCUGGAUGAUGUUUAGCGAAAUCACCUUCCAGUCAGACACAGCCAUGUACAAUACUACCCUGGCUCCACCUAAGACUGGCAGUGGCCCCCCCACCAGCACUCAACCAGGGGAUGACCCUACCCACAAAAUAGACGACAGCAACACCAGAAUUCUGAUUGGCUGCCUGGUGGCCAUCAUCUUCAUCCUCGUCGCCAUCAUCGUCAUCAUCCUCUGGAGGCAGGUCUGGCAAAAGAUGCUGGAGAAGGCCUCGCGGCGGAUGCUGGACGAUGAACUAACUGCUAGUCUGUCACUACAGAGCGAGACAUUCGCCUACAGCCACAACAACCCUUCAUCAUCAUCAUCAUCAUCAUCAGCACCCAGCGAACAGGAGUCGAGCUCCACCUACGAGCGUAUCUUCCCCCUGGGCCCUGACUACCAGGAGCCUUCACGACUGAUACGCAAACUGCCUGAGUUCUCCCACAGCUCGGAGGAGGCCGCAUUGACCAGCACAGUGGUGGCAGUGACAGCCUCCAAGGCUCCCACGGCAACAUUUGCCCAGGACGGAGUCCCUCACUAUGCCGAGGCAGACAUCGUAAACCUGCAGGGCGUAACUGGGGGCAACACUUACGCGGUCCCUGCUCUAACCAUGGACCUGCUGUCAGGGAAGGACGUGGCGGUGGAAGAGUUCCCCAGGAAACUGCUCACCUUUAAAGAAAAGCUGGGCGAGGGACAGUUUGGAGAGGUCCACCUGUGUGAGGCAGAGGGCAUGCAGGAGUUUAUGGAUGAGGAUUUCUCCUUUGGUAUCAGUGACAACCAGCCAGUACUGGUGGCUGUUAAGAUGCUAAGGGCAGACGCUAACAAAAACGCCAGGAACGACUUCCUGAAGGAGAUUAAGAUCAUGUCUCGUCUGAAGGACCCGAACAUCAUCCGUCUGCUGGCUGUGUGUAUCUGCAGUGACCCCCUCUGCAUGAUCACAGAGUACAUGGAGAAUGGAGACCUCAACCAGUUCCUGUCCCGCCAUGAACCUGCGGGACAGCUAGCGCUCAUCAGCAACGCACCCACUGUCAGCUACAGUAACCUGUGCUACAUGGCCACUCAGAUUGCCUCAGGGAUGAGGUACCUCUCCUCGCUCAACUUUGUCCACAGAGACCUGGCCACGAGGAACUGUCUGGUGGGGAAGAACUACACCAUCAAGAUCGCUGACUUUGGCAUGAGCAGGAACCUGUACAGUGGAGACUACUACCGCAUCCAGGGCCGGGCCGUGUUGCCCAUACGAUGGAUGUCCUGGGAGAGCAUACUGCUGGGUAAGUUCACCACAGCCAGUGACGUGUGGGCGUUUGGGGUGACGCUGUGGGAGACCCUAACCUUCUGUAACGAGCAGCCUUACUCCCAGCUGACUGACGAACAGGUCAUAGAGAACACUGGCGAGUUCUUCAGGGACCAGAAACGACAGGUCUACCUUCCCCAGCCAGUGCUGUGUCCUGACUCUGUGUAUAAGAUCAUGCUGAAUUGUUGGAGGAGGAACACCAAGGAGAGGCCUUCCUUCCAGGACAUCCACCGAGCACUGCUGGAGAGCCAAGCUUAGGGCCAGUACCCCUGGGCCAGCACACACACACACACACAGACACACAGUCACACAGACAGACAGACAGACAGACAGACAGACAGACAGACAGACAGACAGACAGACAGACAGACGGAUGAAACGCAUCAACAACACAUUACGCAUCCAUCAAAAGUUCAACUCAAUUCAACUAAUGAUGCACAGAAAAAAAAAUACAAAAAUUACAAAUGGCUGUCAGAUUGUCUCAGAUAGAGAAGCCAAAGUGAAUUGUAGCAAUGGAAGUUCGGUACUUUUAAAAAUGUAUAAUUUAUUAAAAUUAUACUAUAAAUGAGUGUUCCCACCUUGUUUAAUGUAGUUUAUGGUAUUGGCACGUCUAUGAAUUAAAUUGUGUUUUCUUUAAGAAGACUGCUUGAAUGUAAAAAAGAAUACAAGUUUCAUUGAUGUCUUAACAAAACAUAAGUGUUCAGUUUGGAGAUUUUUGGUGAUUUUUUUAUAUUUGAAAAGGUUAUUCAUCUCAGUCAGUCUGACAGUCUGACAGUUUAUUCAAAGCCAACAGGGAUAAUUAUGUUUUCCUAAAAAGAAUGCAUUAUAAUUAUAAGACUUAAUAUUAUAACAUUAUACCUAUUGGCUUUUGAUUAAGGAGUUACAAGUGAUAAACAAAUUCAUAACAUGGACAUUAACCAAAACUUAAACAUGUCUCAACUGUAGUACUCUGGCAUACACUCUGCUACAGUGUCUGCCAGUGAUAUUUGACCAAGAGUGCUCAGAGACAUCAAUAUGUAUGUACUUCUCAAAUAUUCAUAUUUUGUAUUUAUAUGUAUUGUUUAUUUGUAUGUUCUGUUUGCUUCUUGUUUACAGUACCAGUCAAAAUUUUGGGCACACCUACUCGUUCUAGGGUUUAUCUUUAUUUUUAAUAUUUUCUACUUUGUAGAAUAAUAGUGAAGACAUCAAAACUAUGAAAGAACACAUGUGGAAUCAUGUAGUAACCAAAAAAGUGUUAAACAUUUACAUUUACAUUUAAGUCAUUUAGCAGACGCUCUUAUCCAGAGCGACUUACACAAACAAAUCAAAAUAUAUUUUAUAUUUGAGAUUCUUCAAAUAGCCACCCAUUGCCUUGAAGACAGAUGACACUCUUCGCAAUCUCUCAACCAGCUUCACCUGGAAUGCUUAUCCAACAGUCUUGAAGUCGUCCCCACAUAUGCUGAGCACUUGUUGGCUGCUUUUCCUUCACUCUGCAGUCCAACUAAUCCCAAAACAUCUCAACUGGGUUGAGGUUGGGUGAUUGUGGAGGCCAGGUCAUCUGAUGCAGCACUCUGUCACUCUCCUUCUUGGUCAAAUAGCCCUUACGCAGCCUGGAGGUGUGUUGGGUCAUUGUCCUGUUGAUAGUCUCACUAAGCGCAAACCAGAUGGUAUGGUGUAUCGCUGCAGAAUGCUAUGGUAGCCAUGCUGGUUAAGUGUGCCUUAAAUUCUAAAUAAAUCACAGUGUCACCAGCAAAGCACCAUCACACCUCCUCCUCUAUGCUUCACGGUGGGAACCACACAUGCCGAGAUCAUUCGUUCACCUACUCGGCGUCUCACAAACACAUGGCGGUUGGAACCAAAAAUUUCAAAUUUGGACUCAUCAGACCAAAGGACAGAUUUCCACUGGUCUAAUGUCCACUGCUCAUGUUACUUGGCCUAAUCAAGUCUCUUUUUUCUUAUUGGUGUCCUUUAGUAGUGGUUUCUGUGAACUCUGUGAAGCAUUUAUUUGGGCUGCAAUUUCUGAGGCUGGUAACUCUAAUGAACUUAUGCUCUGCAGCAUAGGUAACUCUGGGUCUUCCUUUCAUGUGGUGGUCCUCAUGAGAGCCAGUUUCAUCAUAGCGCUUGAUGGUUUUUGCAACUGCACUUGAAGAAUCUUUGAAAGUUCUUGACAUUUUCCGUAAUGACUGACCUUCAUGUCUUAAAGUAAUGAUGGACUGUCAUUUCUCUUUGCUUAUUUGAGCUGUUCUUGCCAUAGUAUAGACUUGGUAUUUUACCAAAUAGGGCUAUCUUCUGUAUACCACCCCUACCUUGUCACAACACAUCUGAUUGGCUCAAAGGCAUUAAUAAGGAAAGAAAUUCUAGAAGUUAACUUUUAAGAAGGCACACCUGUUAAUUGAAAUGCAUUCCAGGUGACUACCUCAUGAAGCUGGUUGAGAGAAUGCCAAGAUUGUGCAAAGCUGUCAUCAAGGGUGGCUAUUUGAAGAAUCUCAAAUAUAAAAAAGAUCUUCAUUUGUUUAACACUUUUUUGGUUACUAUGUGUUUCCAUAUGUUUUGUUCAAUAGUUUUGAUAUUUGCAUUAUUAUUCUACAAUUGAGAAAAUAGUCAAAAUAAAGAAAAACCCUUGAAUGAGUAGGUGUGCCCAAACUUUUGACUGGUACUAUAUAUUUGGGUACUGAUCAGCUUUUAUUUUUGCAUGGGAAAAGUUGUGCAUUCAGUUUUGUAUUUUGUUCAAUGUCUUUUGAGAGUGUCAUGGAAAUUCUAAAGUGAGACUGUAGAUUAUUUCAAACAAUUUAUUAUAAGAUUUGUAAAAAUGGAGCAGUCAACAAUCCACUCAACAUAGUCCAGAGUUGAUAGCUCAAACAAAUGGAAUUGGCUCUCAGCUUUUAUAGAAAAGUCCAACCUCUUUGUCUAUGUGGCAGUCUGCAGAUGUGUGCAAACAGGUGUGAGGAACAUAGUGUAUAAAAGGUGUUUAGCUUGUCUGUGCAGAUUAAGACAGCUGACGUUGCCACCGUUGUCUGUUCCUUCAUGCAAGUUUCCACACAGAAGAGUUCCUGCAGAUAGUACAAACGGUAUGUCAGAUACUUAGGUCGCACCCGACUCUUAUCUGUACGCCCAGACGUAUGACGAAGUCAUAUAAGACAAGCCUGCAUCAGCUAAAAAAACACUAGCAUAUAACAAUGGACAAUUCUCAAAGUAAAAACAGCAUAGUAUGUCUAAUUUUGAAAUUUUCCACGACAAGAGUUGUAUGAGAAAAUGGCAGUUAGCUUUGUGGGAGGUGGGGUGGAGGAUAUGCCUUCAAUAACAUUACAAAUGUUUGUUCGAGAGACGCCUAAUCUAUUCUCAUUCAUAUAUGUGACAAAAUCACUGUUCAAAUCAGAUCUGAGAUAAGCUGCAUUAGUGCGGUCCAUGUUCGCACCAUACUGAUCAGACUAUGGUGCUAAUCAGGAUCCAAACUGGAGGAGAGAUUAUGGGCCAACUGUAUGUGCAGAGUAGUCUUUGAAAAGUGAAACGUAGGAAAAUAUGCUUCAAGAGGGAAUGUUUUUUUAAUGGUUCGUGUGUUUGCUACCUUUUAUACAACGAAUGUUGUUCUAAGCUAUUUUUGUGUUGUAUUGAAAGUGUUAAAUUUGACAGUUUUUCUGAACAAGAAAGCAACUGUUUAUGAAGUAUCUCUGUUGAAAGAGAGCGAGAGCUGAACGGCCGUUUAAAGGGUUUCUGAAUAGAGUUCAGGGUGGUAAUCAGUCAGAAGGAUUUCCGACAAUGUCAACUGCACACGAGGACAGUUGUUGUGACACAAGACAGUUACUAUAGUAGCUCUCACGAUUAUAAUGUUUUUACACCAAUACCUUUAUGGCUUCAGGUUUGAACCCUACGGCUUCCACAUGUUAUAAACCUGUCUCCAGGCUUCAUACCCUACAGGCCUAGAUUUGACGUCAUACUUCCUACAAUCACACACACAGAUUCAAAGUUACUCAGAGGCCUCCUCCUUCUUAUCAGCAACCUUUGCCCCUGGACCUUAUUAUUCACAUAGUGGUGUCACUUAAUUGCAAACUAUUAAUCAUAAUGCACUAUAUCUAGUUUAUUUUCUAUUAUGGGCUGAGACCCAAAUCAAACACUAUUCUCUGAUGAUCUGUGUCCUGUUUUAUUUCUGUAUUUAAUUUUCUCAUUUUGUUUUAUGAUUCUCUCCUGACCAUGAACUAUGUGUAUAUUGCCCUGUGGGAAGUAUAUUUUGUACAUAUAUUGUAGGCCAAAGAUAAACAUGCUAAAUGGUCUGGCUGUCAUUUUGUCCCUCUUUGGUUUGUUUCAGUAGUGAUGAUGAGGCCAUGCAUUGAUAUUCUUCAGACCAAAAAGGGACCCGUUCACAGCAUCCCAGUGCUUCGUUGUGUUUGAAUGCUUUAUUAUUUUAUUAUUACAGAUAAGCCAGCUAUAAAGAGAAUGAGGGUAUACUUACAGUAUGUAUAGGAAUGAAGCUGUAUAGAGGUUAUUACUGUGUUAUUGCACAAGGAAAUUCAAUAAUGGUUUAGUUUUAUUAGAUAUUUGUAUUCUAAUGGUUUUUUGCUUAUGAAAAAACAAAUAUUUCAGAGAAAACAUCAAAUUUGUCUGGGUGAUAAUUUGUUACAGACAAAAAUAAAAAUGAAAUCACCAAAAGAAUGAUUUGUCUAUUGUAUAGCUUUACAAUAAAGACUACAUUCACAAUAUGAAUAAGAAUAAAUACAUUUGUGACACAGCCAAAUUUUAUCUCGGUUCUAGACUGACUGUGGUCUAUUGCUGGGGCGACAUCCAAUCACAUCAUAGAAGUGGUUAGCAGGGGGUUCUACCUUUACUCUACUGUGGUAAGUAGUUCAAAAAAUGUGUUUCUGUAUUUUAUACCUUUAUUUAACUAGGCAAGUCAGUUAAGAACAAAUUCUUAUUUUCAAUGACAGUCUUGGAACAUUGGGUUAAUGGCAGAUUUUUUUUUACCUUGUCAGCUCAGGGAUUCAAUCUUGCAACCUUUUGUUUACUAGUCCAAUGCUCUAACCACUAGGCUACCUGCCUCCCCUAGCAGUUGUCCAUUAUUAUAUUAAUUUGAAUGAGCAAGAAUGACUAAAGACGUGUAUUUUACUGGACCAAACAGAUAAAGAAACACAGCGUCGUUGCUUUUUUACUCUCUGUCGUGGUUUAUGGUCGAAGAAAAUCUAUUGCAACUUGCUCUUUCCUUAACUUACUAUAGUGGCAGCGAGGUUACUGUAAUAUUAGAAACUACAGUAAUGUAAAAUGCGUUGACAGUAGCCGAGGACACGUUUUAUACAUUACUGUUGCAGUUAAAGGAAAGAUUCACCCAUUUUGAAUGUUAUAUCGUUUUUGUGCACCUCAUUUCAUGUUUUCACGUGUAUCUGCAGUAGUUGGGGCGCUCGAGUGGAUCACUUUUGUUGAGUUGGUGACCAUUGUUGUUCACUGCCUUUCAAAGAUGUAUAAUAUGGGGAUAAAUAUUGUCCGACUUGCUCCUACAUUUCAACUGCAUGAACUUAACAAAAGUUGUGAUUAAAGGGCAUUAAAGCUUAAAUAUAUUUUUGGGAGCCAUGACAAAUUUCACAUAGAAAUGUGGGUUAUUGACCUGUCAUUGUUAUUGAAAGCAAGUCUGAGAAGCUGCACAUAGAUCUGUUCUAUGUGUGAUAUGUCUAAGAUAGCUGUUUUCAAGUUACAUUUUUGCAUCUUUUACUUUCAGUUUUUGUUGUAUACCAGCAUCAAACAGCUGAAAAAUCAGUAGCAGGGUUUGAGUAAAAUCACCAGGGAAGCCAAGACAGAAAAAAGCCAUAUUACAACCUAUGUGUUGGGAUAAUUGCUUGUUUGCUUUAUAACAUGUUAGUUCCUAUGCCUUGACACCCUGAUAUAUAGGCCUAAGGUAGAGACAAAAAUAAGAAAAAGUGGCAGAAUAAAUUC
Messenger RNA from Oncorhynchus masou masou (cherry salmon), 8546 nucleotides. Its product is annotated as discoidin domain-containing receptor 2-like. Gene Ontology annotation, cellular component: signaling receptor complex; plasma membrane. NCBI's taxonomy places the organism in Eukaryota, Metazoa, Chordata, Actinopteri, Salmoniformes, Salmonidae. The transcript is spliced from 17 exons. Gene Ontology annotation, biological process: positive regulation of kinase activity; multicellular organism development; protein phosphorylation. Gene Ontology annotation, molecular function: collagen binding; protein tyrosine kinase collagen receptor activity; ATP binding. The record is from RefSeq and is a predicted model, not a curated record. The coding region runs from base 288 to 2909 and encodes 873 amino acids.